AUGCCCCCGAUGGCCUCGGACCCGGGACCCUCCGGGAAUGCAGCCACCUGGACGGUGUCCGACCUCUUGCGCUUCUCCCCGCCCUGCUCACCGGCCCCACCUCCUCGCCGCCCCGCCUGGCAUCGUUACCGCCUCUCGGAGAGCAUGAAGGGGCUGCUGGUGGCCCUGCUGGGGGGCGGCGUGCCCGCCGGCUUUGUGGCCCCCUUCAGCCGCAGCGUCAACGAGGUUUCGGGGAUGCCCUCCCUGGAGAUCCUGUUCUUCCGCUGCUGUCUCCACCUGCUCUUUGCUGGCUACCUGCGCUACCAGAAGGUGCCGUGCUUCGGGCCCUCGGAGGUGCGCCAGCGGACCCUGUUCCAUGCCUCGGUCAACGUCAUCUCCAUCGCCUGCGCCUACAGCUCCUUCAUGAUGGUGCCCAGCGGCAACGCGGCCACCGUGCGCAAAGGGUCCUCCACCAUCUCCUCCGUGGUGCUGGCCUUGUGCAUCGAGAACAGCCGGCUGACCGGCUACGACUGGUUCGGGCUGGUGGGCAGCACGCUGGGCUUGAUCAUCAUGGUGGUGCCGGAUCUGUUGAGUUUGGACAAGAGCACCCAGGUCUAUGACACCUUCGGCUACGUCUUGGCCUGCUCGGGAGGCAUGGCGUUGGCCGUGGGGCUGGUGAUUUUCCGAUCGCUGGACUUCCCGGCCAAGCUGACGACGGUGGCCUUCCUCUUUGGCUUGGUGGGAAGCUUGGUCUGCUUGCCGAUGAUGUUCCUCCUCCAGGAGCCGGUGAUGGUGCUGAAUCCGCUCACCUGGAUGUACGUGGUGGCCAUCAGCCUCCUGGCUCUUUUCUCCUUCUUGUGCGCCAGCUACGCGGUGACCAAAGCACACCCGGCUUUGGUGUGCGCUGUCUUGCACUCUGAAGUGGUGGUGACCCUGGCCAUCCAGUACUACGUGCUACAGGAGGCCGUCACGCCCUUCGACAUCAUGGGGGCCGGCAUCAUCUUGAGCAGCAUCACCAUCAUCACCGCCCAGAACAUUAGCUGCCAUCCGGCUGAGGAGGAGGAGGGACCGAUCGUACAGCAGAAAGGGAUCAAGUACGCCAAGGAGGCAGUUGGUCAAAGCAGGCACCAACCGGCAGAUUGUACGGCAGAAAGGGAUCGAGGAGAUUAA
Molecule: messenger RNA, 1149 nt
Organism: Protobothrops mucrosquamatus (brown spotted pit viper)
Lineage: Eukaryota; Metazoa; Chordata; Lepidosauria; Squamata; Viperidae
Gene: SLC35G6
Product: solute carrier family 35 member G6
Exons: 1
Coding region: 1-1149 (382 amino acids)
Cellular component (GO): membrane
Source: RefSeq, a predicted model, not a curated record